AAUCGGUGUGGAGCUUUAAGAAACGUCACUAACAAACAACUUUUUCUGCAAUUAAGCAAACUUUUUUUGUGUGUUAUUCCAUAAAAUUUAGUUUUUAUGUGUGGGUAAUAAACUAAAUUUUAUCAAAUAACACUCAAAAAACAAUUAUGUCACAACUAAAUAGUUGUUUUGAUGAAUAAAUACUAUAACAAAUGUAUUGCUCAUUGAGUCAAUGGAUGAACUAAUGGAACCUUAUAAGAGAUCAUAUUUUUUUCAAACAAAGUGCAUAUGAAUACUUAAAUGUGUUUCAAUAAUAUAAAAUACUGAAUGUGUGUACAUAUUUUUAUUUUUUACUUAAAAUGUGACUAUUUUUGGAAAACAAAAUCAUGGUGGGUCAGUAAUACUGGUAAAAGUUGGCUUGGCUUCAUUGAGAAAUGUGCAAAUAUUGGGAUUCUGUCCUUUUCAAUGAUUGAAACUUCCUUCCAGCUCGAAAGUCACUGGAGUCCGAGCUGAACAAAGCCGUCAUUGACCGGCAGUGAGGGCAGAGACUGGUGACAGAGGUGUACUCCACUAUCACUGAUUAGAAAGCCGAGAAAUAUGUGUUCCUCCCACGUCCGAGAGAUUGCACAUUAUUUCUGAAAAGGAAAUGAAAGAAUUGGUCUCGUUUAUUGACCUGCGGCUUAUGCGCGCGUCUGCUUCCCCUCCGUCUUGACCGUCGACUGCAUUAAACUUUGUUCUCGGUAAAGUUAUUCAUAUCAAAGGAUAGUAAAAUGGAGGAAGGUUUUCUUCAAAAUGUGUUGCGCUUCUACGGUGAAAACGGCUCUCUGUCCACGGGAAACCUGGAGAACUUUCUGCAGCUGAUGACCAUCCGCCGCGCGGCGUCCGUCGAUGAUGACCGCAAUCCUCUGAAGAACACUGAGUGUCCAUCAUUGACAGAGCUGCUGUCCGUCUUUGGGUUGGGUAAUGCUUCUGCGGUCAGUCUCGGUGAUCUGGAGACGAUGUGUCCAGCUAUUCUCAAUCAGGUCCUUCUCCCUGCCUGUCCUUACACCUUCCCCUCAAACCUUAAUGAAUCCGCGUCCUUACCGGAUCACAAAGUUUGGGGUUAUGGGUUCCUGGCUGUGACCGUGAUAAACUUGGCGGCUCUGCUGGGUUUAUUUCUGGUGCCUGUGACGAAAAAAUCAUAUUUUCCAAAAGUCUUGACGUACUUCAUUGGACUGGCCAUCGGGACACUGUUUUCAAACGCUGUACUGCAACUUAUCCCAGAGGCCCUUGGCUUAGAUCCCAGAGAUGAUGACUAUGUGCUAGACGUAGUUGGGAUCUUUGGCGGGUUUUACAUUUUGUUCUUCACUGAACGAGUUUUAAAGAUGCUCCUGAAAGCAGAUCCAGAGCUCGGACACAGUCAUUUCCCUCCCCUGCAGUCAUCUGAUGAUGUCACCAUCUCCACCUUCAGCAACGACAUCAUCAUAAGCAACAUCAGCGGCGACAUCAUUGCAAACAACACUAAUCAUGAGACGAACCCUGUCAAUGAAAAGUCCACCAACCCAUGUGAGAGUCCACCUGCUGAACAGAAUGCUUGUGUUUUAGCUUGUCGCUGGAUUAAAGGGGCUGGAAUGUCGAACAUAAAGACUACGGCGUGGAUGAUCACCGUCAGCGAUGCCGUACAUAACUUCAUAGACGGUCUGGCCAUCGGAGCGUCCUUCACAGUCUCUCUGCUCACGGGCUUCAGCACCUCCAUCGCCAUCUUCUGUGAAGAGUUCCCUCAUGAGCUGGGUGAUUUUGUGAUUCUGUUGAACUCGGGCAUGAGUGUCGGUCAGGCUGCGUGUUUUAACAUGCUGUCGGCGAUGUGCUGUUAUCUGGGUCUGGCGCUGGGGAUCCUGCUGGGCAGCAGUUUUGCUCCAAAUGCCAUCUUUGCCAUUGCUGGAGGAAUGUUCCUCUACAUCUCCCUCGCAGAUAUGUUCCCAGAGAUGAACAGCAUCAUGGCGGCACACACCAGAGGCUAUCGAGGAAGGGUCGUGUUCUUCCUGAUCCAAAAUGCUGGGCUGCUCACCGGAUUCACUAUAAUUCUGCUCAUUACCCUGUUUGCUGGAGAUAUCAAUCUGGGGUAGAAAGAAAGAAUCGCACGAAAACAACAUGAAAAACAAAGGACAAUUGUUUUCAGUGCCAGAAACCAAAACCUGUUGGUUUUUCUGUUUGUAUAUUAGACUCGUAUAGUGUGAUGGGAAAAAUGUGACACAAUCAUAUAAUCCUGGAAGACAUGAUUUUUGUGAUGUUGUUUAAAGAGAUUUUUUGUUGAUUGUCUGAUGUGAGCUGUGUGUGGAGGAAUUCCUCUGAACGCCGGCGCUGAAGCACACAGUCUUUAACCGAAGGAUAUGAAGGUGAAGAUCAUUGAUGUGUGUCUUUCUACAGCUCGUUUCAUUGGAGGGAAAAUCUGUGUAUUCAAACCUUGUUUUAUAUAUAAUAAAGUGCUGGGGUUAUAAUAUUGGGUCAAAAGGUUUCACUGUUAACAAAGUACAUAUUCUUUAUUUUUCAGGUAAUUCAGUAUUGUUCAAAAGUUUGGGGUCAGUAAGAUUUUUUUAAUGUUUUAAAAGAAGUAUCUUCUGCUCACCAAGCCUACAUUUAUUUGAUUAAAAAU
Megalobrama amblycephala (Wuchang bream) is the source of this 2611-nucleotide messenger RNA. It is a transcript of the gene slc39a8, whose product is annotated as solute carrier family 39 member 8. The transcript has 8 exons. Gene Ontology annotation, cellular component: membrane. Bases 750 to 2084 code for a protein of 444 amino acids. The record is from RefSeq and is a predicted model, not a curated record. NCBI's taxonomy places the organism in Eukaryota, Metazoa, Chordata, Actinopteri, Cypriniformes, Xenocyprididae. Gene Ontology annotation, biological process: intracellular zinc ion homeostasis; zinc ion import across plasma membrane. Gene Ontology annotation, molecular function: zinc ion transmembrane transporter activity.